Molecule: messenger RNA, 2610 nt
Organism: Leguminivora glycinivorella
Lineage: Eukaryota; Metazoa; Arthropoda; Insecta; Lepidoptera; Tortricidae
Product: U4/U6.U5 tri-snRNP-associated protein 1
Exons: 17
Coding region: 389-2341 (650 amino acids)
Biological process (GO): mRNA cis splicing, via spliceosome; maturation of 5S rRNA
Cellular component (GO): U4/U6 x U5 tri-snRNP complex
Source: RefSeq, a predicted model, not a curated record
UUCUAAAAAACAUAAGAAGGAAUCAAAAAAGAAGAAGCACAGGAGUCGGUCGCGGUCUCCUUUGGAAGGCGAGGAACGUGAACGUAAAAGGCACAGAAAACACAAGGAUCGCAAAAAGGACCGCUCUCCAGACGACUCGGUGGCAUUCGCGUCGGGCCCCUGCGCCCCGAGUGCCGGUGCCGGCAGUUGAAGAAGUGCCAGUGGACUCUCACUUGACGGAGCGGUACGAGCCGGGCUUCGAGUCGUCGCCUAGCAGCAAUGGCGAGCGAGAGCGAGAGCGCAGUUUGCGGAGGAGCGCGUGCGUGAUGAUCUCGUCAGCACCCGCGAAGUCAGUUACCCGCGAGACAGUUUCUCGCGCGAGUCAUCACCUCGCGCGGGCGGGAGCGCUAUGGAGAGCGCCGGCGCCGGCGAGAGCCUCUCCAUCGAAGAUACUAACAGAUUGCGAGCCAAGCUCGGCCUGAAGCCUCUAGAAGUUCAGGAGAAGCCAGAUGAUGACGGCAAGUUCAAAGAUGACUUGGGCGAGUUCUACCACAAGCCGGCCGCGAACCUCGCGCAGCAGCGGCGCACGGAGAAACUGCGCGAACGCCUGGAGGAGCGCAAAGAGAAAAGACAAAUGGAAAUGAAACUGCAAACAACACUGCUGGCAGCCGGCUCCGACGAAGAAGACGCGUCGGCCUGGGUGAACAAGUCUCGCGACAUCGAGAAACAGAAACAGGAGGCUGCUAAGAGAGCGGCUAUGCUGGACGAGAUGGACGCGAUAUUCGGUGUGUCAGCCCUGGUUGAAGAGGAGGAGCGUGCUGACCGCUCUCAGGCAUACAGUGCCUCUGCGCUAACGGGGCUGCGGGUCGCGCACGACCUUAACUCUUUGGCCGACGAACGCGACACCGUGCUGACUUUGGCCGACAAGGACGUGCUGGCCGAGGACGCGGAGGACGUGCUCGUCAACGUCAAUAUUGUGGACGACGAGCGCUACAAGAAGAACAUCGAGUCCCGCAAGAAGGCCAAGACUGGUUACCAGGCGUACGACGACGAAGCCGACUUGGAGGCCGCUUUCUUGGGCCAUCAGAAACCCGUGCUCUCCAAAUACGACGAGGAAUUGGAUAAGGAAGCGGCAGAAAAACGUCGCGGUUUCGUUCUUGGCGACCACGCGGGCAUCGAGGCGCAGCGUUUCAGAGACAUGAUGCGGGAAGAACGGCUGCGCGGCGGGCCCGACAAGAGGCUGGAGACACUCAAACUGCCCGAACUCAAGCUUGCCUCCGACUACCUUAGUGAGGCCGAGUUAAACGCCAAGUUCAAGAAGACCAAGCGCAAGGGUAAGAUACGCAAGAAGGCGAAGGAGGAACCGAUCGAUGUCGAUGAUUAUGACGCUUCCGCUGCACCACUCGAAACCGACGACACAGAAGUAAAGGUGGAGCAGCUGAAAAGUUCGCUAGUGAUCGACGAAGACGAGGUGGAAGUAGACUCCGAGUUACAAACGGCGUUGGCUCGCGCGCGCCGCCUGCGCCAGGCCGAACACACGCCCAUCGUGCCCAAGGUGGAGGAAAUCCUGGAACAAGUAAAGGAUGAGCCUGAAGAACAGGAGCCAGUGGACGGGGCCAUGGUUCUCGACGCCUGCGCCGAGUUCUGUCGCACGCUUGGCGAUAUACCCACAUACGGCCAGGCCGGCAACCGCGAUCAGACGCAGGAGAUCAUGGACUUCGAGCGUGAGGAAGCGGAGCCGGAGGCUGUUGGCGGCUCGGACGCGGGCGCGGGCGCGGGCGCGUGGAGCCGCGUGGACCUGGCCGACGAGGCGCCCGCCGACCUGCUGGCCGGCAGCGCGGCGCUGGCCGCCGAGCCCGCGCUGGGCCACGGCGUGGCGGGCGCGCUGCAGCUGGCGCUCAGCAAGGGCUACCUCGAGCGCGCCGGGCCCGCGCCCGCGCCCCGCUCCGCGCUCGCGCACCUGCUGCAGGCCCGACACUACUCCAUCGAGGAUAAGACGCAAGGAGACGACGACAAGCACGGGCGGCGCGAGCGCGGCGGCGGCGGCGGCGGGCCGCUGACCGAGUUCCGCGAGAAGUCCUCGUUCCGGCCGCGCAUCAAGCUCGAGUACGCGGACGACGACGGCCGCCCGCUGGCGCCCAAGGAGGCCUUCCGCUACCUCUCGCACAAGUUCCACGGCAAGGGGCCCGGCAAGAACAAGCAGGAGAAGCGCAUCAAGAAACAGCUGCAGGAGGGGCUGAUGAAGAAGAUGAGCUCAACAGACACGCCGCUAGGCACUCUUCAGAUGCUUCAGGAUAAACAGAAGGAGACAAAAUCACCGUACGUCCUGCUCUCGGGCGCCAAGCGCGACCCGCCGCGCUAACUAAUCAUCAGAUAUCGGUAACUUUGGCUAAUUUUUCCAUACUUGUGUAUAUCAAAUAUAACAAUCAAUCCAUACAUGUCGAAUGUUCUAUCAGAGCUCCAAACUAUACCAUUAAUAAAUUGCUUAAUAACUCAUAUGUACUAAAGUUACUGGCAUUUUAGGAAAAUGCAAAAAUAAUUUUACAUAAUAAACCAAAUUUGUUUCACUGCGUAGUGCAAAAAUAUUACCAUUGUGAUGAGUUUUCUGGAAAUAAAUUUGUUUAGACAAUG